This is a messenger RNA of Meloidogyne enterolobii, 395 nucleotides long. The record is from the annotation of a GenBank genome assembly. NCBI's taxonomy places the organism in Eukaryota, Metazoa, Nematoda, Chromadorea, Rhabditida, Meloidogynidae.
UGUUCUGUUUACUCGAAAUCUGAUCCAAAAAAAUUUUGAAUACCCAACUCAAAUCCAAUCCGUUAGAUCCCUGUAUAUAUUUCCAAAUUUAGUCAAAAUGCAAUUUUAUUCAUUCUUUCUUGCUUUAAAGACUCAUCUCCAGUAUCACUUUACUCUCAAUCAUUUUUAUACAUCCCCCUUUCAGAGAAAAUAUUUUUAUUAUCUCAUACCUUCCCUCAUUCAACAUUUAUAUAUUCUAUAUAUUUUUGCCAUUUUUAUUUUUUUCAAUUUUUGGCCUCUUUCCUCAUAAAAAUUUUUCUCACGCAAUCCAUACACCUUUACGGAUACCUUUUUUAACCUUUUUAUUUCUCAAAAAUUUUUAUUGCCAUUUUUUAAUAUUUUAUGAUUUUGUUCUU